Didymella exigua CBS 183.55 is the source of this 3090-nucleotide messenger RNA. RefSeq names its product ATP-dependent DNA ligase. Bases 171 to 3017 code for a protein of 948 amino acids. Gene Ontology annotation, cellular component: nucleus; mitochondrion. Lineage: Eukaryota; Fungi; Ascomycota; Dothideomycetes; Pleosporales; Didymellaceae. Gene Ontology annotation, molecular function: DNA ligase (ATP) activity; ATP binding; DNA binding. The transcript has 3 exons. The record is from RefSeq and is a predicted model, not a curated record. Gene Ontology annotation, biological process: Okazaki fragment processing involved in mitotic DNA replication; DNA biosynthetic process; DNA repair.
UCUGUGGUAUGCAAAGGGUGUUGCGAUAAUGCGCCGCAGCUGAUAUGGCCUCGGUGAUGUCAGCACUUUCCGCGCUGCCUGCGCACGUUCCUAGUUCGCGAGGCAGUCGCGUCGCAACGCGUCUCCCCUCGUGUCGCAGCCUAAUAUUGUGCGCUUUGUAAAGAAAGAGCAUGCCCGUACGCUUCAGCGCUACCAACUGUACAAGUCUUCCACUUCGCUUGACUUGUCGCACCCUCCAGCCAAUUCGCCCGCAAUUGCUUUCCUCGAUUGCUCCUCGCCGCCAGCAGCUUGGGAGUGCACAGCUCUCCACAUUGACGAUCAUGCCGCCGAAACAGGCUACUCUGGGGCAUGUCAAGCCUUCUCAGACUACACUUGGGAAACUCUUUGGCAAGAAUGGCGCGCCAGCAGUGAAGCAACAGUCGAAGUUAUCAUUCUCCACGAAGAGCAAGACCGAGAAGAAGGAUGCAGAACCGAAAGAAGAGCCCGAGUCUUCGUCAGCAGAAGUGAAAUCGGAGCCUACUGCCACAGCAGAGUCGAAUACAAAGGUCAAAGAAGAAGCCAAUGGCGAGGCAAUGGACGUGGAUAGCCCUCCCGCGGAAGCUGGCAAGAAGAGACAGGUCAAGGAGGAGGAAGAAGACUCCGAGGACGAGCCUCCCACAAAGCGACAGCGACGGAAACCGGCGAAGGAGACCGAGUCAAAGAAAGCUAAACCAGCACCGAAGAAAGCUGAGAAGCAAGCUGCGACACCAAAGAAGCCAGCUGCGAAAUCAAAGGCGGUGAAGGAAGACGGAGAGGAAGGUGAAAAGGAGGCGCCGAAGCCGAAUAAGUCUACAGAGGGCAAGAAAGAGGCACAAAAGUCACCGACACCAGUCGCAGAGAACGAUGCUACAUCAGAUGCUGCAUCAGAUGCGCAAGAGGAUGACAUUCUGAGCUCAGGUGAAGAACCAGAGGAGGUCAAGAAAGAGGCACGCAAGAAGGUCCAAGCUACGCUUACCUCCACAACCAAGGAUUUGUACCCAGAUUGGAAGGCUGGCGAGCCAGUGCCGUACGCUGCGCUCUGUACAACAUUCUCCAAGAUCGAGAUGACUACAAAACGACUUGAGAUUCUCGCUCACUCUUCACUAUUCCUGCGACAAGUCAUGCGAUUGACCCCUGCAGAUCUCCUUCCAACAGUAAUGCUCAUGAUCAACAAACUGGCAGCCGACUACGCCGGCAUCGAGCUUGGCAUCGGAGAGUCGUUGAUUAUGAAAGCUAUCUCUGAAAGCACUGGGAGGACUCUGCAACACAUCAAAAGUGAUCAGCAAGAGAUUGGGGAUCUUGGUCUAGUCGCAGCGAAGAGUCGAUCGAAGCAGCCCACGAUGUUCAAGCCGAAGCCGUUGACCAUAGCCGGUGUUCACAAAGGUCUGAUGGCCAUUGCGACCACUACCGAAGGCCAAGGUGCUCAAGGGAGGAAGGUCGACGGUAUCAAGAAGCUGCUCUCGUCAGCCGAUGCACACAACGCUGGAAAGGCGAUCGACAUUGAGGAGAACAAGGGCGGUGCCAGCGAGGCGAAAUUCAUCGUCCGGACGCUGGAGGGCAAGCUACGUCUGGGGCUUGCAGAGAAGACCGUCGUAGUUGCACUCGCACAGGCUGUCAAGUUCCACGAGCUGUCACAAAAGGGCAAUACUCCGUCAACAGAUGACCUGGCUAAGGCCGAGGCAACGUUGAAGACUGUCUACAGCGAGCUUCCUAGCUACGAGGUUAUUGUUCCGGCGAUGCUCGAACACGGUCUUUCUAACCUGCGGGAUAACUGUAGGCUACAGCCUGGCGUACCGUUGAAGCCCAUGUUGGCGAAACCGACAAAAUCAAUCACCGAAGUCCUCGAUCGAUUUGAGGGCAAGGAUUUCACGUGCGAGUACAAGUACGACGGUGAGCGAGCUCAGAUUCAUUACGUUGCGCACGACUCUACGGAGGAGAUGGCGACGGCAGCUCCCGCAGCUGGCAAGAGUGAUCGCGGCGUAUCCAACAUCUUCUCCCGAAAUUCAGAAGAUUUAUCGAAGAAGUACCCAGAUAUCCUUGCGAAGCUGCCGACAUGGGUUAAGGAAGGGACAAAGAGCUUCGUCCUCGAUUGUGAGACUGUUGCCUGGGACAUGGUCGAGAAGAAGGUAUUGCCUUUCCAGCAGCUCAUGACCAGAAAGAGGAAGGACGUGAAGGUCGAGGAUGUGAAGGUCAAGGUCUGCGUCUUCGCCUUCGAUAUCCUCUACCUGAAUGGCGAGGCGCUUGUGACCAAGUCCUUCCGUGAGCGCCGUGAGGCACUUGUCGACGCCUUCAUCCCUGUUGAAGGUGAAUUCGCCCUCGCGAAGUUCGGCAACACCAACGAACUCGAAGAGAUCCAGACGCUCCUCGAAGACUCUGUCAAGGAGGGGUGUGAAGGCCUCAUGAUCAAGAUGCUUGACGGCCCUGAGUCAUACUACGAGCCCUCGAAACGCUCGCAGAACUGGCUCAAAGUCAAGAAGGACUACCUGGCUGGCGUCGGCGAUUCUCUCGAUCUCGUCGUGCUCGGUGCAUACUACGGCAAGGGCAAGCGAACAAGCUGGUACGGCGCCUUCCUGCUUGCUUGCUACAACCCGAGCACCGAGAAAUACGAGACGGUGUGCAACAUCGGCACCGGCUUCUCAGAAGUCAUCCUCGAGCAAUUCCACAAGCAACUCUCAGACAUCGUCAUCGACCGCCCCAAGCCCUUCUACACACACAGCGCCGGCAACAAAGACCAGCCUGAUGUGUGGUUCGAACCUCGGUACGUGUGGGAGGUCAAGACUGCUGAUCUCACGCUUAGCCCGAGGUACAAGGCGGCUGCUUCGGAGGUUGGUGGCGGUGGAAAGGGUAUUUCACUCAGAUUCCCGCGGUUCAUCAAGGAGAGGGAUGAUAAGAAGCCGGAUCAGGCGUCCACGGCGAAGCUGAUCGCAGAGAUGUAUCAGAGGCAGGAAAGUGUGGGGAAGAAUAAGGGGCCGAGUGCUGACGAUGACUUUGAGUACUGAGAACCCGGAAGAGGAGGAUGGAUUUACGAUAUCUAGUAUAAUGCAUGACAGACAAAGACUUGCUGUAACCGCC